AGAGGCGCGCGGCUCGCUGCGGACACAUCGCUCUCUGGACGCUUUGCAAACCACGGGGAAGCUUAAAACGCAGAGUAAUGAGAAAGUAGACGACCUAAAAGAGCACAAUAAGAAAUUUAAGUUCAAUGACCACUAUGGCCGUUCCCGCGACUCUUCCGGUUCACUCUGGGACUUCUGCGGUGUCCGGUAAACUCUUCAGGACCGAGCCGUUCUUCUCGAGUCCCGCUGAGUCUCCGCGGAUCAUCAACUCGCUGCCGAGUAGCGGGACCACAAACGAGUGCAAGAUCGUGGAGGUUCACGGGGUUAAAGUGGCGUCUUUCAGUGUUGACGGGCAGGAGCUUAUUUGUCUCCCUCAAGUAUUUGACCUUUUCCUGAAGCACCUGGUGGGCGGACUGCACACCGUGUACACUAAACUCAAGCGCUUGGAUAUAAACCCGGUGGUGUGCACCGUGGAGCAGGUGCGCGUGCUGCGCGGACUCGGUGCCAUCCAGCCCGGAGUGAACCGCUGCAAACUCAUUUCCAGAAAAGAUUUCGAAGCGCUGUACAACGACUGCACCAACGCAAGCUCUCGUCCAGGACGCCCACCUAAGCGCUCCUAUGGGGCCAGUGUUCAAGAAAACCCCAGAAUCCUGCACCACAGAGCAAACAACCUCCUGUCUCCAGCCCUGCUGUCACCCACAGGUUUAACAACAGCUGCUAUGGCUGAAGCUCUGAAGAUACAGAAGAUGAAGAUGAUGAUGAAUCUACACAAAACUCACAACGGCUCCGAAUUCGAUUCAGAUGAGCUGAACUCUAACGCAGGCACAGAGAAGGCCAACAACAGACAGGAGAAGAGUUAA
Molecule: messenger RNA, 839 nt
Organism: Danio aesculapii
Lineage: Eukaryota; Metazoa; Chordata; Actinopteri; Cypriniformes; Danionidae
Gene: dachb
Product: dachshund b
Exons: 4
Coding region: 126-839 (237 amino acids)
Source: RefSeq, a predicted model, not a curated record